UACUAGAUGUGAUCAUAGAGAUGCUGCUGUUGUUUCUCAUUUAUUCUUGGUAGAGGUUGACAGUAUUGUGGUUGCUUUGGGCUAUGCAUUGGAAGAAUAUAAAUGUCCAAAAUUACCCUUGGAUUUCGACAACCGGUAAUGGAUGGAUUUAACAUGCUAAAUGCAGUCGCUGAAGUAGCUGUUCUCAACUUGUGUCGCCUGCACCACGCUUCGGCGUUGGUUAAUUUAGAGAUCUGUGUAGUUUCAGGAACAUAGAACAACACUUAGCAAUGGCCCAUAGAACUUCAUCAGAUAAAGCCCUGCGCUGGGGCAGUAAGAUGCCAAUUUCAACUUACCUCAUUUUGACCAUCAUCCUGCUGUGUUGUCUGUCUAACAGUUAUGCAGAGGCUGCGAAUAGCACAGCCUGUUUCACUAAAACUGAGUGUGAGAAAGGUAUUAUGUUACCUUUAUGGAAGCCAGUGGGCAACCUGAGUGAUGGUGACCGGGCUGCCCGUGCCACAGUCUACAUGGCAGCUAUGAUCUACAUGUUCCUUGGGGUAUCCAUCAUUGCAGACAGAUUCAUGGCAGCCAUUGAGGUCAUCACAUCAAAAGAGAAAGAAAUAGUGGUUAAAAAACCCAAUGGCCAAACUGCUAUUGUGAGUGUCAGAAUAUGGAAUGAAACUGUAUCCAAUUUGACUUUGAUGGCUUUGGGAUCAUCUGCACCUGAAAUUUUACUCUCUAUUAUUGAGAUUUGUGGGAGAGGCUUCAAGGCAGGGGAGUUGGGCCCAAGCACAAUUGUAGGAAGUGCUGCCUUCAACUUAUUUGUGAUUACAGCUCUUUGUGUUUAUGUCAUCCCAGCUGGUGAGACAAGGCGCAUUAAACAUUUGCGUGUUUUUUUCAUCACAGCAUCUUGGAGUAUAUUUGCUUAUCUGUGGUUAUAUUUCAUCAUUUCUGUGUCCAGUCCAGAAGAGGUUGAGCUUUGGGAAGCAAUACUAACUCUUCUCUUCUUCCCUUUAACUGUCCUCACAGCAUACAUAGCUGAUAAGAGAAUUUUCUUCUAUAAAUUCCUUUCAAAGAAAUACCGUAGCUCGAGAAACAAAGCUGUUGUGAUUCAGACUGAGGGAGACACUGAGUUGGCAGAUGGUAAAGCCACCUCAAAUCACGUUGGGGAUGAUGUCCAAUUUCGCGACUCAAAUCCAGAGGAUGAAGAAAUCAAGGAGUUUGAGCAGCAUCGACUAGAAUACAUUGAAAUUUUGCGCGAUUUGAGAAAGAAGUUUCCAAAUAUUGACAUGAAAACAUUAGAAGAAAGAGCAGAGUUUGAAGCUGUUAAUAAAGGUCCUAAAAGUAGAGCUUUUUAUCGCAUUCAAGCUACGCGAAAACUUACUGGAGGAGGCAAUGUCAUCAAGAAAGCUAAAAUUGAAAAGAGAGCGAGUCUACAAGAUGUUAAGCUGGAUCUAAAAUCUGAUGAUAAUAUUACCAAAAUCUUCUUUGAUCCUGGCCAUUACACUGUCAUGGAAAAUAUUGGCACAUUCUACCUCACUGUGUCCCGUGAGGGGGGAGACUUAAAUAAAACCGUUUAUGUUGACUAUAGGACAGAGGAUGGUACUGCUAAUGCGGGAUCAGACUUUGUCUAUGCAGAAGGUACACUUGUGUUUCAUUCACAGGAGGUGCAUAAGCAGUUUCCGGUUACUAUUCUGGAUGAUGAGAUAUUUGAGGAGGAUGAGCAUUUCUAUGUGAGGUUAAGUAAUGUGAGGAUUGGCGAUUCUGAUGGCAUGUUGGACAGCAAUAGUACACCCUCACCAACAGACUGCAAGGUACAACUGUCCAACCCUUCCUUGGCCACUGUCAUGAUCUUGGAUGAUGACCAUCCAGGAAUAUUUCUAUUUGAGGAUAGUGAGAUGACUGUGCACGAGUCUUGUGGAGAGGCCGAAGUAAAGGUACUAAGAUCAUCAGGAGCACGAGGAUGUGUUAAAAUAGGCUACAGAGCCAUUGAUGGGACAGCAAAAGCUGGAAAAGACUAUCAGGAGUGUGAAGGAGAAUUAACCUUUGAAAAUGAUGAAUCUGAAAAGGUGAUUUCAAUCCCUAUCAUGGAUGACGAGGAAUACGAGAAAAAUGAGGUGUUCUACCUAGAGUUGGAAGAGCCACGCCUUGUUCGCAGAGGCUCAGGAAAAAACAAUGAUUCUGGUAAUGUACCAGACCAGGAGGAAGAUUCUGCCCUUGUGGAAUUGGGCAAACCUCGACUUGGAGAAUACAGCAAGAUUACCAUCCAUAUCCAAGAGAGCACUGAGUUUAAGAACGUUGUUGACAAACUGCUGAAAAAAGCCAAUGUGUCCUUAGUAGUUGGGACAUCCUCAUGGAGAGAGCAGUUUGUGGAGGCCAUAACUGUGAGCGCAGGAGAUGAGGAUGAUGAUUCUGAGGAGGCUGAAGAAAAACUGCCUUCUUGUCUUGACUAUGUUAUGCAUUUUCUCACCAUAUUUUGGAAGGUCUUGUUUGCCUUUGUUCCACCUACAGAUUACUGGGGUGGAUGGGCAUGUUUCUGUUGCUCCAUCCUUGUGAUUGGUUUACUGACUGCUGUGAUUGGAGACUUGGCUUCUGGUUUUGGUUGUACAGUGGGCCUCCAGGACUCUGUGACAGCUAUCUCCUUUGUAGCCUUGGGUACUAGUGUACCAGAUACCUUUGCCAGCAAAGUGGCUGCCAUUAACGACAAAUAUGCUGACUCGUCUAUCGGCAAUGUGACAGGCAGCAAUGCUGUCAAUGUGUUCCUAGGGAUUGGUGUGGCCUGGACCAUUGCAGCUAUCUACCAUGCUGCAAAUGGGGAUACUUUCAAGGUAGACCCCGGUACCCUUGCAGUGUCUGUCACAGUGUUCUGUGUUUUAGCAUUCUGCUGUAUGCUCGUGUUGAUGCUGCGACGGGUUAAGGCAGUGGGCGGUGAACUCGGGGGACCAUUGAAGUACAAGAUACCCACGUCUAUUUUCUUUUUUUCCUUAUGGAUGACCUAUCUGCUCAUCUCUGGCCUUGUGGCCUACUGUCACAUUUCAAGUUUUUAGAGAGGUUAUGUCCAUAGGUCUCUGCUAAUACAAUUUAAUACACGGCUAAGCAAGAGUUCAGACAAGGUCAAUGUAAGGCUUAGGAGACUGGACAGAGCUUGACUCAGCAGAAAUUUGCUAAGGCUGGAAACAUAAAGUUAGUACAAAUGGCACACCAAAACUCGGUACCAGUAUGACAAGGUGAAACUGAAAGGCUCGAUAUAUGAUUGUAUGGUUGAAAAAACUUUGCAGAUUGUCUACUUGAAAUGGAAUACAGUCAGUGGCAGGACAUUCUCUAGCUGGGUAAUAUGGCUCGAAAGAUUGUGUUCAAAUACCUCAACAGAACGUGGCCAAAUGAAUGAACAGAACAUGACCAAAUGGCUGAAGAGAAAUUGGUCAAAUGGAACAUGACCAAAUGGCUGAAGAGAAAUUGGCCAAAUGGCCAAACAGAACAUGGCCAAAUGGCUGAACUGAACAUAGCCAAGCAGUUGAACAGAUCAGUACUGAACAGCCAGACAGAAUUAUUCUAAACUGCAUGGUGCUGAAAGGCUCAACAAAACAGUGCUGAAGGCUGAAAUGGACUUACUCAAAGGUUUGGGUGAGCUUGGCCUCACAUAGAAGAGAACAUUUACGCAUUGAAAAGUUCUUAAUUCUGUCAUGAUCCACUGUAAAAGGGCAGCAAGGAAGUUGUUAAUUAUACAAAUGCUAUUACCAGCAGAGAUGAAAGAAGUAUAUGUAUGUUUGAUGUAUUGAAGUCCUAGCUAGUCUGAAAAUCAGAUUUAUUUGGACACUUUCUGAUUGUUGUUCAGUGUUUUUAGACAUCACACAGCCUAAGUGUCCAUUAUCUCCUAACUUACUCUCCCAGCUAAUAUUUGUUCUUGUGAUAUUUCAUCUUAUGGUUUUUAAGGAGGCACUGGUGCAUGUUUUAUGCAUUGCAAAUAAUGGUGAUUAUAUUCUGCGAGUUUCUUCAUGACCUAGUAGAGCCUGCUUCUCUUGGAGGAUUUUAAUGUACAUACACCUUACAAUCUGGCUCCCCUACACCACUGGCAUCCAUAUCUGGAUCUUGUCAGAAGUUACUUGUGGCAUUUUUAAACCAGACGGCUCCAAUAUGCACUUAUAGGCUUUGAACCAUGUAUAUGGCAGGGUUAUAGAUAUCUAGUAUUAAUUUCUAGUCUACAUCAGUACUCCAGGUAAAUUUUAUUAUCUGCUAUUACCCAUUACCAGGGUUUUCAAUGUAUUUAUAGGCGUAGUGGAAAACUUUCACAUUCAUACAAGAGAUCUCUUGUCAGUGAGAUCGCGGUUUCAUGUAGCUACGUGUAGGUAACAUCCAGCUGUGUUAACAGCUUUCCAGAGGUGGCUCAGGCAGGUUUUAGUGACUUUAGUCAGUUGUGUACAUGUAUAUAAUCAACAACCAGCCCUUGGUCAUGUUGCACAAUGUAUUUGAGUCAUUUGAUUUACAUGUAGCUGUACUGGACAGAAAUCCCUCUUCUGAUGACUACAUGGACAUGUAUAUUGUAAGUCAACAUUCAGAAAAAGUCAUGCAUUUAUUCUGUGUAAAAUACCUGCUAGAGGAGUGAGGCAGUCAUCGGAGCGCAACUGUGAGGUGUGUCUUCUGCUGACAAGGCAUCCUGCUGAGAGCGUGCUGAUAACUGACAGCGGGAUGGACCUGCUGAUGUACAUGAAGUGUAGACAGGCCUUAUUCUCCGUAUCAGAGAUCUUUUACAGCUGAAUAAGGUUUAUCCAUUUCUGUCUGCUAAUCUCUGUAAUCUUUGUGGCUGUGCUGUGUGAAAUUCGUUACUUAACUAGCAGUCAUUACCUUAUAGAUAAGACAUUUCUUCUGCCAUGUUGUGCGUAUUAUAGUAUUUUAUCCAUCUACUUUUUGUUUGACUUUGACUUGUACAUUACCUGCUGUAUAAAGCGAUAUGCACAUGUAUAAUUUGUGCACCUUAUGGUUUCAUCUAAUCAAUUGUUAUGGACUUCACAUAUUUAAGGGCAUUUUGAAAAUGUACAUUGGAAACAUCAACACAUUCAUGUGUAUUGAAUGCAACAUUGUAUCCAUGAGUGAUGAAAGUUUUUAUUUCUGCCAGUAUGGAUUCAUUCAUAAGGAUUUGAAUUGCCUACGCGCAGAUACUGACGGAAUAGUCAAGAACUCAAAGAUAUUGUAUGUGAUUAUUUUUUAGGGGUUUUUUUUCCUUAUAUGUUUUUUUUCCUGUGAAAGGGAAUCACUUUUAGGUGUAUGUUAUGGGUUGUGUAAUAUCACCAUCUACUGUGCAACAUACCUGGAUACUCAACAACCUAGGUGGUUUGAACAGAUUAAACAGGGUGCCAUUCUGAAAUGAGUGGUUGCUUAGCAUUCUCUUUCACCUCGCAGCUCGUCAUAGAAAAUUAUUGUGACAGUGUGAGGGGAAAUAAGCCUGCACUGGCAUUAAAUAGAAAACCUGGUAAGUUAUCUCCCCUACUUUAACUGUUGAGCCAUCCCUUGGCAGAAGUCCAGUAUAUGCAUUCCCCGGUCUUACUAUUCAUACAUGUAUGUCGUCAUAAAUCCAUCUUUUGUAUCUAAUGAGAUCAUUUAUUCAUGUUGAUAAUGUAAUAAUGAUUAUUAUUGUUAUUGUUAAUAUUGAUUAUUUAUGCUCAAGGUAUGCCUUGUUCUACCAGUGCACUUUAUGUACAUAAACACUGUUACAGACUCACCGAAUGCUGUACCUAAAUAUAGUAAUAGUUUGUUCUCUUCUGAAGAUGUCCAGAUAUUAAUUUUUGUCUAAUCCUGCAUUUUGACGUGUGAUAUGGUUAACCUAAGACACCAUCUCCGUUUUAAUCACCAUAGACAGAUUCUAAACGAAACCUUCCCAUAGCAAUUUAUUGGAGGUUUACCCUACUCUUAGCCAUGGUAUGUACUUAAAAACAAGAAGAAAAAAGUAUUUGCUGUUUGAACCUUAAGCUUAUACAGCUUUCUUGUACAGUAUUGUUCUGUUUUUGUCCAAGAUGACGAAUAUAUUGAACUUGUUACAGAAGUAGUAUUGCCAUACCAGUUCACUAUGGUUGUUUGUUAGCCUGUAUUAUUGACCAGAUGUGUUUACCAUGCAGAUUUCAUUUCAAGCCAAGUUUUGCCUAGCUAACAUAUUGAUUUUUUUCUUUUUCCUGGUAAUAUGUUUUUUCCCCAAUAACAUAAAUGUAUGCCUUAAUUGUGAGCAUUUUUUCAUUUGUUCAUGGGAUUGUUGGUGACAUAGUAAACUUUAGUUGUGGGUAGUCUCUUUUUACUUGCCUUGACACAUCCUGAUGUACUUCUGAUGCAUUCAGUUAACAUUAGUUUCUGCUUACAUCAUUUUCACUCCAUUGAUGUGGAACGGAGAAUGCAAAAGGAUGUGUUUUGAUGGUUGAUCUUUCUAGUUGUGUUUAAUUUCAGUUACCAUCAGCAGCAUUUAUCAGGACAUCAAAUGUGUGAAAGUUUGGCAGUUUUCUGCCAAAGGUUGGUGGUUUACUGUGAACACUCUGGUUUUCCCCACCCAUGACUGCCAUUAUACAAGUGAAAACUUCUUGAGAACAGAAAUACACCUCAAUCAUAGAAAAAAAAUGUGCAGCGUGUAACACCAGUGACUGAUCCACUCUGAAACCUGUGUUAUGUUAUUGCAGAGCAGGAAUCAUAUCUCAUCUUUCAAGACUGUGAUUGUGGUAUAGAUCAUCAGAUUGUCGUACACUGAAUCUUGGUUUGCAAAGUGCUGCACAUGUAAAACCAGUAUUCAAUGGAAUCUCACGGAAGAUCUGCUCAGAAUGAGAUGACUGUAUCUGGGAAUUGUGCAAGGAUAAUCAGGAUAUUGACGAAACGUUGUGAUCAGUCGUUAGUUAUCCGAAUAGACGGCAGUGAUGUGGAUAUUAGAUAUAUUUGUAUAUUACAAUAUUAUAUAGUUUACAUUUUGUUUGUUUUGCAAUUCAUCUAGACUAGCAUAUUGUUGAUACUGUACAUGCUAGCUAUAAACCCUUGUGCAAUGGUUGUGUUAUGUCUCCGAGCUUGGUCUCUCUGACAAAGUCACUAAGGUCCCUAGAUCUAUCACACACAGAGAUGGUCAUAUCAUCUUAAGUUUAUUUUUGCUUUUUUUUUUUCCUCAGGAAUUUGGCUUGGGAAAUUUUUUCCUGUUGUUAAAUGUAUUUUGCCCAUUCCAGUUUGCACAUCUCUUCAUGGUUAAAUUAAAAAUCUUACCCCUUUUUAUGUGGUGUUUAAUUUUACUUGUUUAUUGGUGACUGAUGGUUCUCCAGCUCUAUACCGUUACUUGUCCUUGAAAUAAAGGAUUGAAUAAUACACUCAA
Liolophura sinensis is the source of this 7306-nucleotide messenger RNA. RefSeq names its product sodium/calcium exchanger 1-like. The transcript is spliced from 8 exons. The coding region runs from base 270 to 3026 and encodes 918 amino acids. Gene Ontology annotation, cellular component: axon; postsynapse; sarcolemma. Gene Ontology annotation, biological process: sodium ion transmembrane transport; cell communication; calcium ion import across plasma membrane. Gene Ontology annotation, molecular function: calcium:sodium antiporter activity. The record is from RefSeq and is a predicted model, not a curated record. NCBI's taxonomy places the organism in Eukaryota, Metazoa, Mollusca, Polyplacophora, Chitonida, Chitonidae.